Molecule: messenger RNA, 1593 nt
Organism: Rubroshorea leprosula
Lineage: Eukaryota; Viridiplantae; Streptophyta; Magnoliopsida; Malvales; Dipterocarpaceae
Source: the annotation of a GenBank genome assembly
AAAAACCCGGCCCAAUCUCCGAUUCUAAUAUCAAACACAUUUCUGAUUUCGCAGUCUGCAAGUAAAUUCACGCCCUCCCUCCCUCCCUUCCUCCCUCCCUCCCUCUCUCUCCCCAAAAUGGAGCCGUGCGUCGACGACCUAGCCGACGAUCUGCAGAGCCUCAGCUUCACCUCCACGUCAACCACGACCACUACCACCAUCAAUCGCAGUACCAGUUCCAGCUCCGGCUCUGGUUCCUCCCUCGCUCCCUCCGCUCACGGUUCUUUCUCCUCCAAGCCAAUCCGCUCCCUCUCCCUCUCCGACCUCCGAUUUUCCCUCCGCCUAGGUUCUGGCGACAUCGGCUCAGUCUAUUUGGCAGAGAUAAAGUCACCGUCAGCCGAGAAGGUCGACAAUGGCGGCCAGAGCAAGAGUUUUCUUAGAAACAACGGCAUUCUUUUCGCUGCUAAAGUGAUGGAUAAGAAAGAGCUAGCUUCCAGGAGCAAAGAAGGCAGGGCAAAGACCGAGAGGGAAAUACUGGAGCAGUUAGACCAUCCUUUCCUGCCUUCACUUUAUGCGGCUAUCGAUUCUCCCAAGUGGCUUUGUUUAUUGACAGAGUUCUGUCCAGGCGGCGACCUCCACGUUCUCCGGCAACGCCAACCUUUCAAACGUUUCGCCGAAUCCGCCGUGAGGUUCUAUGCAUCGGAGGUUGUGGUAGCUUUAGAGUACCUUCACAUGCUGGGUAUUGUUUACCGUGAUCUAAAGCCCGAAAACGUGCUUGUAAGAUCAGACGGUCACAUUAUGCUUACGGAUUUUGACCUCUCGCUAAAAUGCGAUGAUUCCAUGUCAACACCCCAGAUAAUUUCUGAUCGGAAUCCACUAGUUGCGCCUUCACAGAGUGACUACCUAGUCGAUCAACCUCGGUUCGCCUCCUCCUCGUGCAUUCUUCCAAAUUGCAUAGUCCCCGCCGUGUCAUGCUUCCACCCAAAACGCAAACGCAAGAAGAAGACAGGCCACCGUGGUGGGCCAGAGUUCGUGGCUGAGCCUAUUGAUGUCCGAUCUAUGUCAUUUGUUGGGACCCAUGAGUACCUGGCGCCGGAGAUUGUGUCCGGGGAAGGUCACGGUAGCCCUGUUGAUUGGUGGACAUUAGGGAUAUUUAUGUUCGAACUGUUUUAUGGGUUUACACCCUUCAAGGGACUUGAUCAUGAGCUAACCUUAGCCAAUAUUGUGGCUCGAGCCCUCGAAUUCCCCAAGGAACCCACAAUUCCUGCCGCAGCUAAGGACUUGAUCUCUCAACUCCUUGUUAAGGAUCCGGCAAGGCGACUAGGGUCCACAAUGGGCGCAUCAGCCAUCAGGCAUCACCCUUUUUUCCAUGGUGUCAAUUGGGCAUUGUUGAGAUGCACACCCCCACCAUAUGUUCCUCCACCAUUUAGUAGAGAAGCCGUCUCAGAUGAAAGUUGUCCUGAAACUCCUGUGGAAUAUUAUUAGUCAAGUGAUGAAGUGAACCCAAAAAAAAAAAAAAGUAAAUAAAAAAAAUCUCACGGCUUCAUAUUAUCAAUUUUGUUAAAUUUACGCUUAUUUGCUUUUACUGCCUGUAAAUAACAAUUAAGCGUGAAU